CGAUAUAUUCUGAUGAGAAAAUGGGAUUUGACUUUAGCAAUUCAAAAUCCAAAGCUAGCUAACAGACAAAUUAAGAGUUUAGAUUAAUUUGCAUCUCCACUGAUGGGCAUCGAUCUUUCUCUCAAGUUCGAGGCCGAGGAGAAGGAGAAAGAUGAAGAAGGAUCAAAACAUAGCUGCAGUGAGAAUAAAGAAGACGAUGAACAUGAUGCUAGUGGCGGUGAUGAAGAUGAACAAAUGGUGAAAGAAGACGAAGAAGAAGAUUCUUGUUUAGGUUCAAGAACCCGGGAAGAAGAGAACGAACGUGAAGAGAUCUUGCAGCUACAGAUCCAGAUGGAAAGUGUGAAAGAAGAGAAUACUAGGCUGAGGAAGCUUGUGGAGCAGACUCUUGAAGAUUAUCGUCAUCUGGAGAUGAAAUUCCCGGUUAACGAUCAAACCAAGAAGAUGGGUCUUGAAACGUUCCUUGGAGCAAAAGGCAAAUGGUGUGUGGAUAUAACAAGUAAGGCUCGGAAAAGAGGACCUGAGAUAUCUCCAUCCGUGGAAAGAGAAUUAGGGCUUUCGCUAUCUAUACAGAAAAAGCAGAAACAUGCAGGAGAGAGCAAAGAAGCUGUUCAGUCUCAUCAUCAUCAGCAAAGAUACAAUAAUAGCAGCUUAGCUAUCAUGAACGCGCCACGUAUCAUAUCAUCAUCUCAGGGGAAUAGAAAAGCCAGGGUGUCUGUGAGGGCGAGAUGUGAGACGGCAACGAUGAAUGAUGGAUGCCAAUGGAGAAAGUACGGUCAGAAAACCGCAAAAGGGAAUCCAUGUCCACGAGCUUAUUACCGAUGCACCGUGGCUCCAGGAUGUCCCGUUAGAAAACAGGUGCAAAGGUGUUUAGAAGACAUGUCAAUACUGAUAACAACCUACGAAGGAACACAUAACCAUCCACUUCCGGUGGGAGCAACAGCCAUGGCAUCUACUGCCUCCACUUCUCCAUUCUUGUUACUCGAUUCCAGCGACAACCUCUCUCAUCCUUCCUAUUAUCAAACUCCUCCAAUCAUAGACUCAUCUUUGAUCACAUACCCGCAAAAUAGCAGCACCAACAACCGAACCAUACGAAGCUUGAACUUUGAUGGUCCAUCAAGAGGAGAUCAUGUUUCAUCUUCCCAAAACCAAUUAAAUUGGAUGAUGUAGAGUUCCCAUGUCUCUUAAUCAUCAACUCUGCUUAUUCCUUUGGUUCCAUUAUUUUACUAUUAAUUCAAGUCAUCAUGGAUUCUUUGCCUAUUUCUUGUUCUUGUUUCUUAACAUUUGUGUUUGGUACAUAGAAAAUUAAAAGUUUGAGACUGUUUUAA
Molecule: messenger RNA, 1325 nt
Organism: Camelina sativa (false flax)
Lineage: Eukaryota; Viridiplantae; Streptophyta; Magnoliopsida; Brassicales; Brassicaceae
Product: putative WRKY transcription factor 9
Biological process (GO): regulation of DNA-templated transcription
Molecular function (GO): DNA-binding transcription factor activity; sequence-specific DNA binding
Source: RefSeq, a predicted model, not a curated record